AUGGUGGCACCCUUGACUGUUCGAGCAUCUUGUGAGCGUGGUGUGUUGUGUCGUCGUUCUACGGCCACCACUGUAUUUGUGUUGAAGAAUUGCAAGCUUGCUAAUCUCUACCGAUCAUUUCUGGAGAGUGUAAAAUAUUUGCAUCAUCUGUUGCAGUUGUAUGCCCGAGUGGGUGUUCAUUUGGCCCGCUUCAAAAAUGAUGAGGCAGUAUCAUUUAUACCUCGUGAUGGUUCUUUUGAUCUCAUGACAUAUAGACUCAGGUUCUCCUUUUGGUUAUGUGUGGAUCUGGAAAUUGACAAGGAUGCACUAAAGCUUAUUACAUCAAGAUCAGAUGGAUCUUUAUGGGAUGUUGAGAUGACCGUUGAACAACUGAAUUUGAUUGGGCAGUGAAUCUCUGUUCCUCUUGUUCAGGAACUGGUAAGUUAUAUGUCUGUUUAGCAAAACUAAAACAGAUUUUUGGAAUUGUUUUUCUUACCCUGCAUCAUUUUAUUAUCUAAUUACCCACAACCAAUGUUGUUAUACACCAGCAACCUCUAUUGAAUUUCAUGUGCUUGCAUUCAUCAAUUUAGCAACUACAUAUGUUUCAGAGAAUAGGCAUUGCCCUGUAUUUAGAGCUAGUACUUACAUCUCUCGAAUAUUGCUUAUCCUGUUAACAUUAAUGUCCUAAAAAAUUGUUUUUUUCCUUGGCUUAGAUAGAUGCUGCCAACACUGCUUGUCUUUUUGUGCGACUUGGUUAAUUUGUUGAGUUUUUAUUGCUAAACAAAUUACUAUCCUACAGCAAUCUUCACUUGAUACUUGCAAUUGGUUAAACACUUUACCAGAGGGGGUUGAUAAGGUUCCACAAUUCAUUCAAGUUAAUGCACGUGUUUGGCCAUAGUACUUCCUUUAGUUCUUAGUUGUUAACAUAGCCAAGGUGCCUUUCUGGCAUAUAACUUUGUGUAAAUUGUUUUUUCUUCCGUUAAUUUUCCUGGUUUGUCAGACUACGUUGAUGACCAGGGAUACUACUGUAAUGAUAUCUGUUUCUUUUUGAUAAGGAACUUUUAUGAUGGCCCAUGGAAACAAUGCCCUUUUGGUGCUUGUGCAAUGCCAUCCUUCAAGCCUCUUCAAGGCUACCUUUCAGCCAGUGGCUAACUUUAUUGCUCAUCCAAAAUUAUUAACUAGUCCUCAAAUUUAUUACUGUCAUAUGAUGGGUGAUAGAUAGUCUACAUUUGGUCAACUGAAGUCCUUGUUUUAGGCCUAGGGCUUCUUGGCCAAUGGAGUACGAUAAUUUUGAUUCACAAAGAUGUAUAUACUUCGUCUGCAUGGAUCAGAGCCUCUCAUCAAAGAAAUAAAUAAAAUUUGAACUAAAAAUAGGAGUAUCUGUAAAAGGCUAUUAGUGGGCUCAUCCUUUAUGCCAUAUGCUGAAUACUGAUUCUUUUUAUAGAAUUUUGAUGAACUGCAUAAAAUUGAAAAUGCCAAAAAAGGGGGGACUCAUCCCUUGUAUGUGUGAGGUUUUAUUUUAUGUUACUCUUUAAUGUGCUUGAAUUUAGUGCUCAACAUGCCUUGAAUUAUGUAUUACCUGCAGAACAUCUCAAAACCUCUUACUGAUUUGUGGGGGCUGCUAUGUAUG
Messenger RNA from Ilex paraguariensis (yerba mate), 1609 nucleotides. The record is from the annotation of a GenBank genome assembly. NCBI's taxonomy places the organism in Eukaryota, Viridiplantae, Streptophyta, Magnoliopsida, Aquifoliales, Aquifoliaceae.